CUCUACUGUGCGACGGACAGUCGAGUGGUUAUGAAGCAAUUUUUAGCCUAUUUUUACAAGAACGGCUUCUACGUGGCCAUAACAUAACAUACAAAGUAAUGGAGCCUUUUAUAUUGUCGUGUUUCUUUAGAAAUAAAUAAUGGAUAAAUGGAGUCCUCAGAUGUAAAGUUAUUCGCUGUCAAAGUGACGCCAAAAUGAAUUGGAGUCAAUGGGAUGCUAACAGCAGGUGAUAGCCUAAGCCCGCUACAAUGGCGGCCCCCGGAGGCAGCUUCAACUUCCGGCUGAUGGAUUAGCCUACCCCCUUGGUUGAAGAAGCACAUGUUGUAGUAAAAAUGAUAUCUAUCCAUUCAUCUUUUGUUCGGUCAUGGGGCCUCGUCAUUUAUUUGAUAAAGUUACCCAACUGGACAAUCAUGGCACAGAACAUGAGAAAGCCCCUCGCUCAGUGCCAUUCCCCCUCAACAUCCAGAACCGACGCGGCUACUGCACCGAGAAAUGAGAGAAGUGCUGAGGACGACAUUCUGAGCCGGUUUAAAAUCGGCAGAAUGCUUGGUGAGGGAGGAUUCGGCAAGGUUUAUGAAGGGAAGCGAUUGGCAGAUGGUCUUGAGGUGGCAGUGAAAUUUGUCAAAAAGUCAAAGAGCAUGGAAUACAUCAGAAUUCCUGGUCAUCCUACACCCGUCCCAUUAGAGGUCGGCAUGUUAAAAUAUGUUAAUAGGGACCCCAAAGUUAAAGAGAUCAUUGAACUGCUGGACUGGCAGGACCAGCCUGACGGAUAUAUCAUGGUCUUGGAGCGUCCCCCACACUGCGAAGAUGUGUUUCAUUUUUGGUAUGAUCGCAAACGCAAACUCUGUGAGGAAACGGCACGGACUAUCAUGGCACAGGCAACAAGGGCUGCUCAGACGUGCUGUGACCGAGGAGUUUUCCACAGCGACAUCAAGUUACAAAACCUGCUGAUCAACAAAAAAACACUUGAGGUCAAACUGAUUGACUUCGGGUGCGGGAGAUUCCUGAAAGAGUCCGCCUAUUACAGCUUCCGUGGCACAAGAAGGUACUGUCCACCUGAGUUCCACACAAGGGGCAAGUACCACGGUAAACCAGCUACUGUGUGGUCUCUGGGAGUGCUCUUAUUCGUAAUGUUGUUUGGACGCUGUCCAGAACCCGAAGACCAUCUGAGGAUUAAUGACGACAUGUGGCCUGAGUGUUACUUGUCCAACGAUUGCCGCAACCUGAUUCGAUGCCUCCUGCGGGAAAACCCAAGAGAGCGGAUUGGUUUGGAGGAAAUCAUUUCCCAUAAUUGGUUUAAGGUGUGCGACUCCCCCUCAACAUCCAGAACCGACGCGGCUACUGCACCGAGAAAUGAGAGAAGUGCUGAGGACUGCAUUCUGAGCCGGUUUAAAAUCGGCGAAAUCCUUGGUUUUGGAGAAUUCUGCAAGGUUUAUGAAGGGAAGCGCUUGGCAGAUGGUCUUGAGGUGGCAGUGAAAAUUGUCAAAAAGUCAAAGAACAUGGAAUACAUCAAAAUUCCUGGUCAUCCUACACCCGUCCCAUUAGAGGUCGGCCUGUUAACCGCUGUUAAUAGGGACCCCAAAGUUGAAGAGAUCAUUAAACUGCUGGACUGGCAGGACCAGCCUGACCAAUAUAUCAUGGUCUUGGAGCGUCCCCCACACUGCGAAGAUGUGUUUGUUUUUUGGGAUAAUCGCAAACGCAGUCUCUGUGAGGAAACGGCACGGACUAUCAUGGCACAGGCAACAAGGGCUGCUCAGACGUGCUGUGACCGAGGAGUUUUCCACGGCGACAUCAAGUUACAAAACCUGCUGAUCAACAAAAAAACACGUGAGGUCAAACUGAUUGACUUCAGGUGCGGGAGUUUCCUGAAAGAGACCGCCUAUUACGACUUCCGUGGCACAAGAAGGUACUGUCCACCUGAGUUCGACACAUUGCAGAGGUACCAUGGUAAACCAGCUACUGUGUGGUCUCUGGGAAUGCUCUUAUUCCACAUGGUGUGUGGACGCUUACCAGAACCCAAAGACCAUCUGAGGAUUAAGGAUAACACCUGGUCUAUGUUUCACUUGUCCAACGAUUGCCGCGACUUGAUUCGACGCCUCCUGCGGGAAAGCCCAAAUGAGCGGAUUGGUUUGGAGGAAAUCAUUUCCCAUAAAUGGUUUAAGUUGCUGUCAAAACCCAAAUUUAAUGGACUGGAGAAGAUCAAAACAUGGGCAUACAUGGCUGCUACGGGACUGAAUGUGACCCCUGGAACGGAUUACGCACAGGUACUCUGUUUCUCUGUCCAGGUCGUAUCCAGAUUGAGUCGACGCGGCUGAAAAGCAUCAA
Molecule: messenger RNA, 2325 nt
Organism: Pimephales promelas (fathead minnow)
Lineage: Eukaryota; Metazoa; Chordata; Actinopteri; Cypriniformes; Leuciscidae
Source: RefSeq, a predicted model, not a curated record